GCGAUGUGACAUGGAAGGAGAGUCGCAAGUCGUCACUCGUUUUGUAGCGCUUAUAAGAUACAGAUGUACCGCUUGUUAGUUGUUAGCGGUCAAUAGCAAGUGUUGAGUGUAUAAAAUCAAUCUAUUGACAAAGAAAUAAAACUUUUAAAACCAUGGGUGGAUAUGCCUGGGUUACAUUAGCUACCAAUGAUGCUUAUUCUUUGGGAGCUUUAGUUUUGGCACAUUCUUUACGUCGAGUUGGUACGAAAUAUGAAUUAGCUGUUUUGAUUACUCCUGGAGUAACGCAGAUAAUGAGGGAAAAACUUUCAGGAAUCUUUUCUGUAGUAAUGGAAGUAAAUGUACUUGAUUCAAAAGAUGAAGCUAAUUUGGCACUUUUAGCUAGACCAGAAUUAGGUAUUACAUUCACCAAACUUCAUUGCUGGAGAUUGACUCAAUAUGAAAAGUGUGUAUUUCUUGAUGCAGAUACACUUGUUGUCAAAAAUUGUGAUGAACUAUUUGAAAGAGAAGAAUUAUCUGCUGCGCCUGAUGUGGGUUGGCCUGAUUGUUUCAAUUCUGGUGUAUUUGUAUAUAGACCAUCUCAACAAACUUUCGCUUCUAUUACUGCAUUUGCUGCUGCUAAAGGUUCAUUUGAUGGUGGUGACCAAGGAUUAUUGAAUAUGUAUUUCAGUGAUUGGGCUAGAAAAGAUAUUUCUAAACAUUUACCAUUUAUUUAUAAUAUGUGUUCUACUGCUACAUACUCUUAUCUACCUGCAUUCAAGCAGUUUGGAGAUGAUGUUAGAAUAAUUCAUUUUAUUGGUAUUACAAAACCAUGGUUACAGUAUUUUGACACAUUAACUGGUGUUGUUCAACCACCAAUGGGUUCUACACACUUGCAACCAUUAUUACAAUUAUGGUGGAACAUAUUUUGUGAAAAAGUCCAUUCUCAAUUAUCACCUGUAAUGGCUGGUCUUGCUGGUGCCUUGGCUCAAAUGACAUUAGGUGAACCGAGAAGCUCUGAACAAAUUGCAUUAGAAGAACAUAUGCGAAAACAAAGUUGGGAACAAGGUCAAAUAGAUUAUAUGGGUCGAGAUAGUUUUGAUAACAUUUGGAAAAAAAUUUGUGAAACUCUUGCUCUUGCACCUCUACGAUUACCAUCUCCUCCUAAAGAAAUACGAAAGUCUGUUAAAACUACAAUUGAUGAAACUGAUGAAUUUAUUAAAUCUGCUGAAACUACUCAAUUUAUUAAAUCUACAGAUGAAGUGGAUAAAAGAACCGCUCAAACAAGCAGUCAUACUGAAGAACAAUCUCUAGUUAAUAAUGUUCCUACCACAAAUGUACCUAAAUUAUUGGAAGAUCAAAAGAAUGAAGAUGAUAGUUCGAGAGAAUCACAAAAUGAUACAUUUAUAGAUUCUCCUGCAAAUCUUUCUCUACAAACAUCUCAUGAAGAAAUAACAAAACAUAAUACAAUUGAAUUAUUAAAUAAAAUUUCACAACAGAUUAGUAUACCUAUAGUAUCAUCUGAUUUAAAUCAAUCUUGUACAAUUGGAGAACAGAAAAUAAUAAUUUCAACAAAAGAACUAGAAAACAAAUUACAGAAUAAAGAUUUUAAAAUUACUAUAGAUAUUCAUCAAAUGAAUCAACUAGAUAUUAAAGAUGAAAAAUAUGCAAAAGAAUUAUUAACUUCAUCUGAAAUUUUAACAGUUAGCCCUGUUCCAAUUCAAGUUGCAGAAUCUGUGUUAGAUUCUCAAAUAAUAUCGCAAGAAGAUCUUUCUUCUACAAUGACAUCAGUUCAUUUAACAGAAACAGAAAAUAAAAUGCAUAUUAAUGAUUCAAAACUUUCAAUAGAAAAUAAAGAGAAAUUAAAUUUAGAUAAUAUCACAAAUAUAAAAAGUAUUGAUGCUAUCAAUAAAUUAAAUAAAUUGUCAAUAAAACCAAAAGAAACUUCACAAAUCUCAUUGAUAGUAGAACAAAUUCAACCUCAAUUUGUAGAAAUUGAACCUACAUUAUCUUCAAAUAGUUUUGAAAUACCAGAAAAAUUAAUGCAAAAACAAACAGAACAACAAAGAAAAAGUGAAUAUUGUAUAAAAGAAACAAUAAAAUUAAAUGAAGUAGGAUCAGAAUAUGAAACAAAUAAAAUAUUAAACAAAUCUCCAGUUAGACCUUUAAGAAUAAAAGAAUUAAAUUCUUCAUCUUCAACAAGUAUUAAAGAAACUGCACAAUGUGAUUCAAUAAGUCAAAAAAAAUUAAUAAAAAAGAUAAUAAAAAAAUCUACAGAAAAAUCAGGGGAACUUGUAGAAGCAAAUGAUGGUGAUACUAAAAAAAAAGUAACAAAAAAGAUAGUAAAAAAGAUUACAAAGAAAAAAUUAAAAUCAGAAGAAGGACUAGAUGAUAAUACAGUAGAUAGCAGUUCUUUUAAUAAACAAAAAAAGACUUUAAAAGUUGUUAAAAAAGGUAUAAAAUCGUCACAACAAAUUUUUACUGAUACUACUACUUCUGAAAUUCCAACAUCUAGUACUUCUGAUUUAGUUCCAGUUCCACCUAAAAGAAAAGUGAAAACUAUAGCUUCAAAAUUGGUUAUUAAAAAAUCAGAUAUAGAAUAGUAAUUA
This is a messenger RNA of Apis dorsata (giant honeybee), 2585 nucleotides long. It is a transcript of the gene Gyg, whose product is annotated as glycogenin-1. The coding region runs from base 153 to 2579 and encodes 808 amino acids. The record is from RefSeq and is a predicted model, not a curated record. Gene Ontology annotation, molecular function: glycosyltransferase activity. The transcript is spliced from 8 exons. Gene Ontology annotation, cellular component: cytoplasm. Lineage: Eukaryota; Metazoa; Arthropoda; Insecta; Hymenoptera; Apidae.